Calidris pugnax (ruff) is the source of this 2236-nucleotide messenger RNA. Its product is annotated as chromosome unknown open reading frame, human C10orf88. The transcript has 4 exons. The record is from RefSeq and is a predicted model, not a curated record. Bases 1129 to 1899 code for a protein of 256 amino acids. NCBI's taxonomy places the organism in Eukaryota, Metazoa, Chordata, Aves, Charadriiformes, Scolopacidae.
AACACCGCCCGGCCCUUCUCUUACGGCUGUCUGUGUAUCUGUAAGGUGCUCCCGCUGGUAAAGACCUGAUGUCUGCACCGCCACAGCCACCCGGUUCGGGCUUUCCUGAAGGUCUGUGCGAUACCCAUGAACGGGCGAAGGCUCCGCAGCCGCCUGGGAUCCCCCCGGUGUCCCCCGCACAGCUCCUGGUGGCUUGCACCAACAAGGGCUGCCUCCUCCCUAAAGAUAGAAGGCUGCAGUUGUGCUAGUUACCUUUUUUGUUCUUUUUGGAGUUAGUUUUGGGACGUUUAAUUCACUAAGUCGUAAAGCGCUCCUCUGAAAUCCUGCUGUUUAAGACUACAGGAGGAGUUAAGGCAGGUGAAGCUUUUCUGUACCUUUUAAUCUUUUUUGGACAACAGAUCUGCUCUUCAGUCUCUUCAGCAGGUCUCUUUUAGCCGAUUUUUAUCAGAUCUCUUGUCUCUUUGACACUUUUCACACUUUUAAGAACAAGAGAGAAAGUGGAGAAAAAAAAAAGAAGGAUUUGUUUUCCCCUUCAGUACUUGCUUCCAUGCUUUGCCAGGGCAAUUAAAGCAAUGUCUUCUUUUUUGUUUUUAAGUCAUUACAUGACACAUCUGCUGCUUAAUUAGCUAAAUAAAACAGCCGACUCAGAGCCAAAGGGAAGAUGUGUGAAUAACGUACUGAACCUCAAAAGCUUCUCUAGUAGAUAAUGUACGUACACAUACAAAUCCUUUUUUACAUAUGUAUCCGAUAAGAUUCAAUACAAGUUGCAUAAAAGCAUUAAAACUGCUAUAUCACAUUAGAAAUGUGUUCCAGUCAGUUUUGUUUCUUAUCUGAAUAUUUACUGAUAUAGAGUAUUUCAACUAAAGAAAAAAAAGGACUUUAUACAGCGAUGUCACAACUAAUUUAUUUUAUUUUUCUAGCGAAACUGAAAAGGUUACUUUAUACAGAAAGUACCUUAAGUUUGAAUGCCCUGCAGCCUCCUGUAGAAUUAAGCUGCUCUCCAUUGGUGAGAAACAAAGAGUACUCAUCAGUAAAAUAAUUGUACAAGUGAAAACGGUGUCUGCAAAACUAGCAACUGAUUUUCCUUCACUAAGCUCAAGCAUAGACCUAGACAGAGUGCAAACUAUAAUGGAAUCCAUGGGAUCUAAGUUGUCUCCAGGUGCUCAGCAACUCAUGGACUUGGUCCGUUCUCAGCAGAAGAACAGUUUACCUCUUGGAGACAAACUUAAUUGGAUCUUUGGGAAAAAUUCAGACCUGGGAGAUGACCAUGUGAUGGAUGGAUCCCGCGGUGCAGCUAUUCAGACAUCACUAGAUCAAUCAGCCAGUGAACCUUUGUCUGUUAAAAAUCAUUUGAAAAGUGAAACUAUAUAUGACGACUUAAAAAUAAGUCGUGACCUGGACAGGCAGGUACCUGAAAGAGGGGAUACUUCUGAUUCUGAAAGACUUACUGCCCAGCAAAAUACAGUCGACCUCAGAAAUUAUUUCAAAGUCAUGGGAUCUUUGCAUGCACAGGAGCAAGUGAGCGAAACCCCAAACGUAGCUAAUCCACAGGUGCUUCUUCCUUUUCUUCAAAACUUGUGCAGUCAGGUAAAUCAUCUGCGGCUCAGAGAUGGCGAUAGGCAUUUUGGUAAAAAUGCAGCAGCUAAAGAGGAAAGCCUUCAGAGCGUUGGAGUAGAACAACAGCCUAUUUGUUCCUAUUUGGAAAAGAUCAUCUCCAAAAAUAUGGAUCUGAUGGAGAAAAAACUAAUGGACUAUAUUGAUCGCCAAAUCCAGGCUCUUCAGACACAUAUAGAUAAUAAAAUGGUUCUCUUAAUGGACUUGGUUCAGAACUCAAAGCCAAACAAAAUCUCUCAAGCUCACUAUGACUCUAACGAAGGGUUCUCUAAUGGAGAGAGGUAGAUGUAUGUAGAUAUAGGACUUCAGUGUAAGUGCUUUAAGGGCAAUUAUACUUUACAGAGCUUAGUAUUUAUGGAGUUAUAACUGUAAAGAACCUCAGUGUUGUUGACUUGCAUUUUUGUUACUGUAAUUCUCUCCACUAUUGUACACAGUUGUUAGUUUUAUGAAAGAUCUUAAAAAUGUGUGUUUUUUCCUAAAUAUAAGAGUUUUGUAUGCCUUUUGUGGCUUAUUUAUUUAAAGAGCAUUGCUAAAAGCUGUAUGAAAUGCCGUUUCCCACUUUCAGUUUGAAAAUGGAGAAGUACUCUAAAUAAACUGAAUUACAGCUUAUCUUUUACCUGCA